AUGGAUGCUUCAGGUCCGCUUGAUACGUCGAAUACAACGGAUACGAUCAUUGAGAAAACAAAUAAGUUGAAAAUUAGUUCAGUGGUAGAAAGUAAAGAUGAAAGCAAUAAGGACAGUUCAUCUGCAUCGAAAGUGCCAUUUACCAAAAAUAUUGGAAAUGUGGAACACGGAAUAGGAGCUCCACAACAAGCAAGUACAAAAGUAUAUUAUCAUAUCGAUGAUGAAAUGGUGCCAUAUUGUACUGAUGUCAUGGUGCCACCUGAUAAAAUAACAUUAGGUGAUUUCAAGCGUGUGUUGACACGAUCAAAUUUUAAAUAUUACUGUAAAGCUCCCGCUCCCGAUUCUGGAGUCUUUCCUGAGGUAAAGGUAGAAAUACGUGAUGACAAUGAAUGUUUACAUCGGUCGGCAAAUGGUCAGUUUGAGCUCUUUUUGCUUACAUCAGAAGGUAGCAGUCAUUCCGAUGGUUCUUCGGGUCUUCCACUGAAAAGUGCACGACUUAUGCAUUUGUGCAUUAUUUUAUUUCCGGUCCCGGGCCCAACACCGACUAUGUAUCCUAUUGGAAGUAUGGCUUAUCGACAAGCUGUGCAGCAGUUUGAUCAGAGCAUGGCAUCUACAGAUUCGGACUCUUUUAUUAGUGAUAUGAGAGGCCUGCCAAUGCAAGUAAAGGGAAUGCCGAGGCGACCAUUUCCGCAGCAAUACAUUCCGCAAGGACAUCGCGGAGGUCGACGUUUUGAAGAUUCAACGUUGGGCUCUGAAAGUGACGCACGGCUGUUCUCGGAUGAUGAUGACCGUUCAAGAGUUUCAACUUCUACUGACAUUACUAGUGUUUCUCGACAGCAUCAUGCACCUGCAUAUCGUAAGCGCCGAAAUCGUCGACGAUUUCGGCAACCUUCAAGAGCUUCAUCUUUUAGUAGCAUAACAGAAAGCUCAAUGUCAUUGGAUGUAAUCACGGUAACACUAAAUAUGGAUACGGUGAACUUCUUGGGUAUCAGCAUUGUUGGACAAAGCUCAUCUCGUGGUGAUAAUGGUAUUUAUGUGGCUAAUAUUAUGAAAGGAGGUGCUGUAGCAUUAGAUGGGCGAAUUGAGCCGGGUGAUAUGAUUUUACAAGUAAACGAUAUUUCAUUCGAAAACUUCACGAAUGAUCAGGCAGUAGAUGUUUUGCGCGAAUCAGUUGCACGAAGAGGACCAAUUAAGUUAACAGUAGCUAAAAUGUGGGAUAGCGGACCAAGAAGUGCAUUCACUGUUCCCCGACAUCGAGACGAACCAGUGCGACCUAUUGAUACUCAGGCUUGGAUACAGCAUACUAAUGCUAUGCGUGGAAUGCCAUCCAUUCUCGAAGGAUCUGAAGGUGCCCCAACUCCAAUACCCGGUCAAUACGGCAGACCUGCAAGCAGCAGCACUGCAACAUCAAAUGGUUCUGUUCCCAAUACUAUUGUUGGCGGAGCCCAUUUUCGAUUAGAUGCUAUGACAGACAAGAAGAAAGUUGUUCAAAUGAUGGUUAUGCCAAAUUCUGGGUUAGAUAUCAAAAAUCGCACUUGGCUUAAGAUUCCGAUUCCAAUGUCUUUCCUCGGUAGUGACUUGGUCGACUGGCUGAUGGAACAUGUUGAUGGUCUCCGUGAUCGAAAGGAUGGACGUAAAUUUGCUGGAGAAUUAUUGAAAGAGAAGUUAAUCAGUCAUGUGGUCAAUAAAAUUACGUUCACUGAACAAUGCUACUAUAUUCUGGGCGAAGAAUGUGCUGAUUACGCACGCUUGCGGCAGAAUCCUGGAGGUGAUGAUCCGGGUGUUCGAAGUGAAGUGGGUUCAGUAUUGCCACCACCACCACCAGGACUUGUUGCGGCUGCAGCACAGCAAAGUGGACGUGCUUGGCCUCAGCCAGCGAUGAUACCGCAAAGUGCACCUUCAAUGGUAAGCGGUAUUGAAAAUCCAGCGAAUGUUGAUGCUACAACGCGAUUCUAUUUAACUAAUCUUUAG
This is a messenger RNA of Acanthocheilonema viteae, 1971 nucleotides long. NCBI's taxonomy places the organism in Eukaryota, Metazoa, Nematoda, Chromadorea, Rhabditida, Onchocercidae. The record is from the annotation of a GenBank genome assembly.